GGCCCUGCCCCCUCCCCUCCCGACCCUGCCCCUCGCCGCCGAUCCGACGCUCCGCCGCGAAAAUCUCGCCGGAGAUGGCCGCCUCCUCGCCGCCGGAGCAGGAUCCCCCGCACGAACCCCCGCCCGCGGAGGCGGAGGCCGCGGCGCCGCCGGCGAGGAGGACGCGCCCGCCGCGCGCGUGCAGCCGCCCCCUCGCGCCGCCCGCGCCCCCGCCGCGGCGGCCGGGCCCGGGCCGCCCGAGGAAGAUCGCGGAGGAGGAGCGCGAGGAGGCGGAGCCGGACGCGCCGCAAUGCCGCGUGGUGACGCCGCUGGUCGCGGAGCCCGCGGACCCCGGCGAGCUGCCGCGGUGGAGGCUGCGGUGCAUGUGGGAGCUCGCCUCCGUCCUCAACUUCCUCCAGGUGUUCCGGCCAUUGCUGAACAUCGCGGUGGAGUUCACGGCGGAGGAGCUGGAGGACGCCAUCCUAGUGCCUAAUGGCACGUUGGAAUACUUGCAUGUGCCGCUAUUAAGGUCGAUUCCUCCUGUAGCUCGAAUGUCCAUGGCAGACGGAAAAUGGGUGACAGUGUUAUGUAGAAAAUUGAAGGACUGGUGGCAUCUGGUUGCAGAAGGCAAUCUACCAAUCGUUGCCUCACAUGGAGCGGAAAUUGAAACGUACAAGGAACUUGAGCCAGCGACUCGAUUAAUGAUCCUGAAAGCAAUAUGUGACAUACGUUGUGAGCAAGAGGAUGUUCGGAUCUUCGUAGAUAGUUGUCUAAAAAAGGGUUAUCAUCUCCGUGAUUUCUGCAAAGAACGAAUUGGGGGAGAUUCCCAUGGAAUCUCAUACUGGUAUGAUGAAGAUCCGAUUCUCGGGCAUCGAUUAUAUCGUGAAAUUAGACAAGUGGAGUAUGUGAAGGAGCAAACAAGAAAAUCUAAACGAAAGGGGUUCUUAGGUGUUCCAGUUGUAUCCUAUCAGUGGGAGACUGUCGCGACAAACUUUGUUGAAUUUGAAGCAGCAGCAGAAAAACUCUUUUCAAGUAGUAACAGGACAGAGGUCUCACUUGGAAAGAAGUUGAAGCUCAAUUAUCUCCCAGAGAUGGAAAAGACUCACAAGAAGAAGGAGAAGCUGCUAAAAAAGCAACAAAGAGAAGCCCUUCUCCUCAAUAGCUACUUGACAUUUGAUAGAUUCACCUCUGGCCGCUCCCAUCGUGAAAGAAAGCGUGUCACCUAUACUUUCGAUGAUUAUGACCGUUCAAUAAAUGAGGCCCUAAAAGCAAUAAAGAAAAGUGAGAACCCGGUUCAGGUCGUUGCCACUACCAACAGAGGAGUACUUGUCCCAACACGAGAGGCAUCAAGUAAUGGUACGUUAGCUGGACCCUCACCUGUAUGUAAUGGACGGCGUGGAGAAUCUCCACUGAAGUCAUAUAGCUACCAAGGGAGUGGUGGUGAGGAAAAGGCUGAGACCCUUGAUCGUAGGUCUCGUCAAAGAAAAAGAUCUCAAAGAUACACAACGGACUUUGUUGAGAAUGUCUCGGACAUCGACACGAACUUUGACAGUGAUGACGAUAUCAUGGGCGAAGCUGUCUAUGACGAGGAGUAUCUUAGAAGUCGAAAACAACCCAAGGCAAGUACUUCAGAGUACGAUGGAGAGUUUCGAUCGGAAGACCAAGCGGAGUAUUCUUUGAGCAGUGAAGAUGAAGAGGGGAUUCAACGGUCCAAGAGACUGCCAACUCGCAGUCCUCAAGGGGCCAGGCUGAAAUCUAUGGAUGUGAUCCAAACAGGCAUCAAGCGCAAUAAGCGUUCCACGCGGCCCCAUAUGAACCAUCAGCGGCACUCUGGUAAAGAUACCAAAUUGGGAAAGCCAGGCGAACCGAAUGCACUGGAUCCAGAUGCCAGCUCUGAUGCACCAGACAGUGCAAAGACCUCAAUAAAAAGUCAAGAGCAGCGACUGCUCCACAUAGUGAAGAUGCACGCUCCUGGCAGGGAAGAGAGCAAAGUUGCUGGGAGACGAUUCCUCCACCUUAACGAGAUUGCGCCUGUCAGUGGCUUCGGUGGCGCGCCAGUCCAGUCUUGACGGCGGAAGACAAAUAACGGGUAAUAAACAUGUUGUGCAGCAUUUCAGGUGCGCAGAGCCUUUUUUUGUUUUCACCAGGGGUCUGGCACUGGGUUGAAUUGCAGAGAUGGAGGAGUAUCCAUGAGCUGGUGAUGCGUCCCCCAUCCGUUCCUUCAAGCUGAUUACUGCUGGCAGGCAGGAGUUUGGCAGCGUGGAGCUGAUGAGGAGAUGGUCCUUGUGUGCAGCGGCUGGAUUUCUCGAACCUGCUCAGACGCCACCGGUGCGUCCAUUGAUGUGCCCGGUCUGGUCGAUGUUUUUCUGUCUGGCAGCAUGUGUGGCUCUCCUCCAUGUAGUCAUGUACUCUUUUUUUUUUCGGGAUCAUGUACUCUAGUCUUAUAGGAGCGGCAUUGUGUAUGUCGCUUGAGGUGAGGCGGCCUGUACUGGUUUCUGUCAUGUGGCGCAUGCGGCAGUUAUGGACUGCUGACCCUGCUUGGAAGCUGGAAUUAUUUUUUGUUUUUUUUGUUUUCUUAGGGAAGCUGGAACUUGUUGGUACCUGGAUUCUCCAGGCAAUUGCUAGAGAGAACUGCUUUGGUC
Molecule: messenger RNA, 2621 nt
Organism: Aegilops tauschii subsp. strangulata
Lineage: Eukaryota; Viridiplantae; Streptophyta; Magnoliopsida; Poales; Poaceae
Product: DDT domain-containing protein DDR4
Biological process (GO): regulation of DNA-templated transcription
Cellular component (GO): RSF complex
Source: RefSeq, a predicted model, not a curated record